Messenger RNA from Vespula vulgaris, 775 nucleotides. RefSeq names its product WASH complex subunit 3 (gene CCDC53). The record is from RefSeq and is a predicted model, not a curated record. NCBI's taxonomy places the organism in Eukaryota, Metazoa, Arthropoda, Insecta, Hymenoptera, Vespidae. Gene Ontology annotation, biological process: exocytosis; actin filament polymerization. The transcript has 4 exons. Gene Ontology annotation, cellular component: WASH complex. Bases 88 to 681 code for a protein of 197 amino acids.
ACUAAUGAUCUAUGGAAAUAUGAUUCUUAAUCUGACACUUGCUGCUUUCACAAAAUUCAUGUGAAAUUACUUUUAUAUACAGGAUGAAUGAUUAUAAAAUGCCUAUUAUCGAGCCUACUAUCGAUUACACAAAGGUGGAAAUAUUUAAAUAUACAUUUUCCUUUGCAUGUUCCACCAAUAAACCAAAAAAGAACAAUUUCUUUUAUUAAUCAUUUUAUUAUACAUACCGUAACUUUCCUUAAUAAAUUUGCGCUAUCAUGCGAAGAAAAAUUAUUUGAAUUUGAAAAUAAACUUCAAAGAGUGGAAGCAUCUCUAGCAAUUCUAGAAUCUCGGUUAUCUUCGAUACCAGACUUGCAACCAACUACAGACAUUCAAAAUGAUAACGUCAAAGAAAACAAUGAAGUUAAAUCUGAGAAUGCGAAGGUCUCAAAAAUAGAUGAACCAGAUAACGUAGAGGAAAAUAAAUCUAGUAGCAAUGAAUCUUCUACACAGCAGGUUGAAAGAGAUCCUCGUUAUGAUAAAUAUUUUACAAUGAUUCAUUUUGGUGUAAAAAAAGAAUCUGUCAAAUUACAAGUACAACAAGAAGGACUGGAUCCAACUGUUUUGGACAAACCUCCUCAACAUAUAUCUUCUAAAACCAAACCAAACGUGGCAGAUACAGCUGCGAAUCAAGGUGACUAACUCGUUGAAUAUUACAAACAUGCUAUCGUUAACAUACUUGUUAUAUAGAAAAGAAAUCACUCUUAAUAAAAUAAACAAAUAUAAAAAUUCUGAA